Messenger RNA from Sphaerulina musiva SO2202, 1392 nucleotides. RefSeq lists its product as uncharacterized. The record is from RefSeq and is a predicted model, not a curated record. The transcript is spliced from 4 exons. NCBI's taxonomy places the organism in Eukaryota, Fungi, Ascomycota, Dothideomycetes, Mycosphaerellales, Mycosphaerellaceae. Bases 1 to 1392 code for a protein of 463 amino acids.
AUGUCCCCCGAGGCCUUGUUUGCUACCGUUUGGUUUUCGCCUUCUACCAUGAAGUCGAAACUCCGCACCAAAAUGGGCAAUUGCUUCUCAUCCUCCACCAAGACCAAGACCGAGAGCAUCUUCCACAUCGCGCCCGCUACGAUGCCCAAACUGGCCAUACCGCGGGACCAUCCCUCGCAUCCAGAUGAAGAAACAUCCCCUACCCCAAGAAGACUGGCCGUCGAGUGGGAUGACGGUAUUGAACGAGAAAGCAGCAUGAAGAUCAAGAAGCGAAUCGCACGAACCAGAAUGAGACAGGUUCCAGAACCACUGCAGAGUCCUCUGUUUGACACUCCGCUACGAGACAGUCGCUCCUUCUCCGCAUAUGUGUGGGAGCAGCUGGAGCGUUUGGACGAGGCCUGUGGGGGCGCGGGUACGAUUUCACGAAUUACGACGGCAGAUGGUUCGCUGGGACAGAGACGACGAAAGGGCAUCCGGUUCGAGGGGGUGGAUUCGGAGGGGAAGUCGAUCCUGACGAGUAGUGCGGAAAAACCGUGCAUCUAUGGCGCGUGCUUUGCAUUAUCUGGUGAUCGUGGAGGAAAGACAGGGCGCGCAGGAAUACCUGAGCGGGUCGAUUGUGAACAAAUAUCAGUGAACACCAUUGAAUGUACAUGUAGUAUACUGCGAGGGCCUUCUAAGCAACCAACUAGCAAUCACUUCAUUCACUACUGGCCUCAGGCUAUGGUUCAAGCUUAUGCUGGUGUUCAUCCUGAAGUCGACAUUGCUGUUGCCAGGAAUGGCAAUUGUCAUAUGAUCUGUACAAACAGUUUGCCAUACACUCCCUUAUACCCGCACACCUGGAGAUACCUACGCUUUUACGAAAGAGAAAACCAUCCACCAGCGACAAAAGCCACCUACUCUAGCUUAUCGACUGUUCCUAGUCUCCAAGCACCGACGCCACUUAAAUUCCAUUCGAAUCCUCCCACUUCGCGUGGGUCCACCACACGACUAUCUCGCCAUGUGCACAGUCAGUCCAUCCCUCUCUACCUCCCCCCCGCUCUCUCAUGUCACCAAACCGCAGAGACACAACUAACCACCACUUACUGUUCAUCUCUCCAACAGAUGUUUUGCUCCAUCGGUCACUCGGGCCCCCAUCCAGGCUGCCACUCCCAACUCCUCACUUACAUCCAACCCUGCGUUCCCAAGUCUGGCAAAGCCCCCAAAAAGUACCACUCUACCAUGUGUUUUCCCAAGGUGUUGACCGAGGUUUGGGGUCUGCCGCCACAAGGUUGCAAAUUGUACUGUGGGGUGUGUAAACGGAGCUUGAAUAUCACGGGGAAUGAGGGCGAUGAUGUGGGAAAAGGGUGGAGGGCGGAGAAGGGAAGGAGGGGGUGGAUGUUCAAGAGGGGUUGA